Mesorhabditis spiculigera is the source of this 1182-nucleotide messenger RNA. NCBI's taxonomy places the organism in Eukaryota, Metazoa, Nematoda, Chromadorea, Rhabditida, Rhabditidae. The record is from the annotation of a GenBank genome assembly.
AUGAGCGUUGGCGAAAACUCGACCGACACUGAAAACCAAAAAAUCGUUCAGCCCGGCCUUGAAUACGCAGCGCCAGAAGAUAUAGACCGCAAAGUUGAAGUGACAUCGCCCCAGGGCGAGGAUGAAGGGCCCGAGUUCCCAAAUGAUGAAUGCGGUGAUACAAAGAAGGGGCUGGCUAAAAGUCCAACGAAACAGGAGGCGGCGGCUCUCGAUGCCAGAUUGCCUGAAGUACCGGAUACACCUUUAUUUGAAAGCGCAACCGCUGCAACCACCGAGGUUGUGCCGGAUGAUCAUAUCAAACCGGUUACGCAACAAAUUCUGAAUCCGAUGGCUGCGGCUGAUCGUCUCAUGCAUAUUACGCUUGAUGGGGUCAUCUACAUUGUCUACCAUCGCCAGACACGAAAUGGCUCCGGUUAUGAAAAAGAGAUGGGCAGCAAAAUCGAGAAAUUGUUGAACGAAAUAAUACAAGGAAAGCCUAAUGUGCUCUUCUUUGGUGAUUUUAACAUGAACGCUACGAACUGGGAAACUUUUGAUGCAAGCGAGGAAGUUCGGGGGAAAAGUACGGCCCCGACUUUCUUAGCUCAACUUAAAGAAUUUGGAUUUUGUCGUGAGUGGGUUCGUGAGCCUACACGCGUGUGCAAGAAAGGCCAGCCCGCACAACUGGAUGUUCUGUUAUCCCGGAGAAUGGAUGGCGGCGCACCAAAUGGCGUGCAACCAAAGGGAAAAUGUUCCGUUGUUCGCUAUGCCGGAAGCGAUCAUAAAGCGCUAUUCUUCAGUAUCAUCAAAGAAAACGCCUGGCACGUUGAGACGGAUCCGUUUCUGAUUGCACUGAUCGCUGACGACUGCACCGAAAAAUUCGUUUAUUUAAAAAUCUACAACAAGGCAUCUUCACAUAUAACCCUUAAUAUUCGGCAUCGCUGCCAAACUGAUGUUAAAAUCUCCUACUACUAUGAAGAACCCGGGAGCCAGGGAGAGCCAGCCAACGUGCCAAUAGCGACAGGAACAAACUUCCGCAUUGAGGGAGGAAAAAGCCAUCAGAUAAAAAUUUGUUUUUCCGUUCGUGCAACCCCCGAAUUUGGUAUGUCGACUUUCGAUUGGAUCAUACUGCAAAACGCCGAUACUGAGGAAGAACAUCACGUUCGCGUAGUCUACACCGUUGCGUCCACGGCCGCUGAAGCCACG